Molecule: messenger RNA, 1678 nt
Organism: Hipposideros armiger (great roundleaf bat)
Lineage: Eukaryota; Metazoa; Chordata; Mammalia; Chiroptera; Hipposideridae
Gene: TMX2
Product: thioredoxin related transmembrane protein 2
Exons: 8
Coding region: 83-973 (296 amino acids)
Biological process (GO): brain development
Cellular component (GO): membrane-bounded organelle
Molecular function (GO): disulfide oxidoreductase activity
Source: RefSeq, a predicted model, not a curated record
GCCCAAUGGACGUCUCAAUGAUUAGAGAGGCGGGGCCAGACCUACCGACCCUGGAGAGCGGCUAGUGCCCAGGGCCAAGAAGAUGGCGGUCCUGGCACCUUUAAUUGCUUUGGUGUAUUCGGUGCCGCGCCUUUCACGGUGGCUGGCCCGACCUUACUACCUUCUGUCUGCCCUGCUCUCUGUUGCCUUCCUACUCGUGAGGAAGCUGCCCCCGGUCUGCCACACUCUCCCCACGCAACGCGAAGAUGGCAACCCGUGUGACUUUGACUGGAGAGAAGUAGAGAUCCUGAUGUUUCUCAGUGCCAUUGUGAUGAUGAAGAACCGCAGAUCCAUCACUGUGGAGCAGCAUAUAGGCAACAUCUUCAUGUUUAGUAAGGUGGCCAAUGCAAUUCUUUUCUUCCGCCUGGAUAUUCGCAUGGGCCUGCUUUACAUCACACUCUGCAUAGUGUUCGUGAUGACGUGCAAACCUCCUCUGUACAUGGGCCCUGAAUACAUCAAGUACUUCAAUGAUAAAACCAUUGAUGAAGAGCUCGAGCGGGACAAGAGGGUCACUUGGAUUGUGGAGUUCUUUGCCAAUUGGUCUAGUGACUGCCAAUCAUUUGCUCCAAUCUAUGCAGACCUCUCCCUCAAGUACAACUGUACAGGGCUCAAUUUUGGGAAGGUGGACGUUGGACGCUACACUGAUGUUAGUACACGGUACAAAGUGAGCACAUCACCUCUCACCAAGCAGCUUCCUACCCUGAUCCUGUUCCAAGGUGGCAAGGAGGUCAUGCGGCGGCCACAGAUUGACAAAAAAGGACGAGCUGUCUCUUGGACUUUCUCUGAGGAGAACGUGAUCCGAGAAUUCAGCUUGAAUGAACUGUAUCAACGGGCCAAGAAGCUAUCGAAGGCUGGAGAUAAUAUUCCUGAGGAGCAGCCUGUGGCCCCAACUCCCUUAGUAGUGCCAGAUGGGGAAAGCAAGAAGGACAAAUAGGCUCCCUGCCUUGUCAGUGCCUCUGGUCAAUCCCCGGCACCUUUGAGGCCCUGCCCCUUCUGUAACCACAAGCCCGAGGCCUCUGCCUUUUAUUUAUGUUUUCCCUGUUUGGCUGUGCCUGGGUAGGACAGGGUGCUGCUUCUGGUUUUAAAGAAGCAUCCAGGGAAUUGACAGGUACUCCUCCAGGAAGGCCUCCACUGCAGUGGCCAGCUGUUUCACUGGAGGGAGAUAGCUCAUGUGAUGGAGGAGGAAAUGCUUUCCUUCCAAACUUGGGUCAGUGUGUCAAGUGCUGUCCGCCACUCACAUCUCCAUUAUUCCUUAGUGGACAUACACAGACUACUUAAACCCUAAUAUAAGAUGCCAGGGUACAGAAUCAACGCUAAGAUUUUUCCCAGGACCCUAACCUCUUUAGGCCCUUCUGGCUUGGUCUGUGGCCUUCAUUAGAAAAUAUAAACCUAAUCUUGUCACUGGUCCCAAGGAGAAACCGUUAACCGCAGGGUUUUCUCAUGAAGAUAGUAUUGAAUAAUGUUUGAUGGAGACCGGGAGGAAGGGGAAUAGAGGUUUGAGACCUUCCUUUGGCGUGGUGGGCCUGGGGAAGAAAGCCCCCCUGGGCAGGAUUGGGGUUUCACUUACCCUCCUAUCUAUCCCCCCACACCCAGUUAGUUGAUGGUUUCCCAUAAUAAAGAGACUGGGAUUUCCUUUUGA